CGUACACCAACCUUCAGAUUAUGGAUACCGAGAAAGACUAUUGCAUCGUCAACAAAGAGCCGCCCGUAACUACCGCCCCUUAUUCAGAUUCUAUUGAACAUGAUACCAAGAUGUUUAUAAAAGGUAACAUAUGUUUCAUCUUUUUUUCUCUCCUAGUAGCAUUUAUUUUACUUGCCGCAUUUAACGCACUUCUCCCCGUUAGCACCUUCGCCGCGGUUGAUACUCGAACAGUGCGGGCAUAGCCAUUCGGACAUGUGUGGCAUUUCUUUUUCUUUUCGCAGAUUUAUGGCUCGGUAGUAGCGGGCGUGAUGGAACGUCGCAGAACAACGAGGAUAAGGUAGGUCGAUACAAGGAUGUGGUCUUGGAGGCUUGUUUCUUUGUAAGACAAGGCAGCGAAAUGGUUUGUGAGAAGUUUAAAAUAUUGUGCAUCGAUAUUCAGGUGUUGAGGAGAAGAAAGUGCACCUGCGGAAAAAGAUUGGAUGAUAGAUGGUAAUUGUCGUGUUCUGGUACUUGAGGGAAAUGUAAAGUCCCUCUUUGGAAAGUGGUGAGAAGCGAUGGAGGGGGUUCUUGUAUUUGUUUAAAAACGCACGUGUGAAGCGUUGAGACAUUGGUGACCUUGUUUGUAAAUGCUGCACCUUGUACACCACGAUCGGCCCGCAAACCCUAGGAGGUAGAAUGCAGUAUGGAAGACUCGGCAUACUCAAAGCAAGCUUCAAUACUAAAA
Molecule: messenger RNA, 724 nt
Organism: Alternaria alternata
Lineage: Eukaryota; Fungi; Ascomycota; Dothideomycetes; Pleosporales; Pleosporaceae
Exons: 1
Coding region: 21-242 (73 amino acids)
Source: RefSeq, a predicted model, not a curated record